AUGAGUGAGCAAGAUCAUAGAACACCUAGGAAAAGGGCGAUUAGACUCAUUACUCGGGCUAGGAAGUCGACCAAAGUCGAUACCCGAGGUAAUAGAGGUAAAGCGCCGGCUCAGGCUAGUGCUAGUGGAGUAGCAUUACAGCCGGUUCCGCCGGUUAGUGCUAGGGUAGCAACACCUAGUGAUUCGGGAACUGUUGGGAUUAUGCAUGCGCUAGAAGCGAUGAGAGAUUUGAUGGGACAACAGGUCCGAAAUCAAGCAGCCGCCAUUGCUGCCGUCGCUACAGCUACCGCUACUGCUGCUACCAACGCCGCUAUUGCCGGCGCACCUGCUACUCCACCCGCUGAAGUUCCACUAGGGAACGUGGAUUUAGAGAAGGCAUUUGCUCUUUUGAGGUGCAGUGAGGAAGAGAAAGUAACCUUAGCAGUCUAUCAGCUGCAGGGCAACGUCAACACCUGGUGGAGAGCCAUCCGAGAGACCGUGUUUCUAGGAGGAGUAGUUCCGUUGUGGGACGCCUUCCUCAAGGCAUUCAAUGAGCAGUAUUUCUCGAAAAGAGCCAGAGAGCAGAAAAUAAAAGAAUUCCAGUGUUUCCGCCAGGGAUCAAUUACUAUUGACCAAUACGAGGUCAAGUUUGCAGAGCUUUCUCAAUAUGCUCCGAGAUUGAUAGAGGAUCCAGAGGAAAAGGCUCGAAGGUUUAAGAAUGGCCUCCGAUUAGAGCUGAAGUAA
Messenger RNA from Eucalyptus grandis, 723 nucleotides. RefSeq lists its product as uncharacterized. The transcript has 2 exons. The record is from RefSeq and is a predicted model, not a curated record. Lineage: Eukaryota; Viridiplantae; Streptophyta; Magnoliopsida; Myrtales; Myrtaceae. Bases 1 to 723 code for a protein of 240 amino acids.